Molecule: messenger RNA, 2255 nt
Organism: Xyrauchen texanus (razorback sucker)
Lineage: Eukaryota; Metazoa; Chordata; Actinopteri; Cypriniformes; Catostomidae
Product: septin-5
Exons: 11
Coding region: 113-1087 (324 amino acids)
Biological process (GO): cytoskeleton-dependent cytokinesis; regulation of exocytosis
Cellular component (GO): septin complex; microtubule cytoskeleton; cell division site
Molecular function (GO): molecular adaptor activity; GTPase activity; GTP binding
Source: RefSeq, a predicted model, not a curated record
ACCACGCGCAUCACACAACAGAGGAUGGAGAGGAGAAAGAGUAUGUCGGCUUUGCCACCCUCCCAAACCAAGUACACAGGAAGUCGGUUAAAAAGGCUUUGAUUUCACUCUUAUGGUGGCAGGGGAGUCUGGUCUUGGAAAGUCCACCCUGGUCAACAGCUUGUUCCUCACAGAUUUGUACAAGGACAGGAAACUACUGAACGCUGAAGAGCGUAUUCAUCAGACAGUGGAGAUCACCAAACACACUGUUGACAUUGAGGAAAAAGGCAUUAAGCUGAAAUUGACCAUUGUGGACACACCAGGUUUCGGAGACGCCGUCAAUAAUACAGAGUGCUGGAAGGCCGUUACUGACUUUAUCGACCAGCAGUUUGAGCAGUACUUUCGAGAUGAAAGCGGCUUGAACAGAAAGAAUAUCCAGGAUAACCGUGUUCACUGCUGCCUGUACUUCAUCUCUCCGUUUGGACAUGGUUUGCGGCCAGUGGAUGUAGAGUUUAUGAAGGCACUGCAGGACAAGGUCAAUGUGGUUCCACUCAUUUCCAAGGCUGACUAUCUGACGCCUACAGAGAUGAGGAAGAUGAAGGACAGGGUGAGAGAGGAAAUUGAGAAGUUCGGAAUCAAAGUGUACCAGUUUCCAGACUGCGAUUCCGAUGAGGAUGAGGAGUUCAAGCAACAGGACCGAGAACUGAAGGAGUGCACCCCAUUUGCCGUGAUUGGAAGCAACACAGUAGUGGAGAUCAAAGGUCAACGGGUGAGAGGGAGACUUUACCCAUGGGGCAUAGUGGAAGUGGAGAAUCAGUCCCAUUGUGAUUUCGUCAAGCUGAGAAACGUGCUGAUUCGCUCACAUAUGCACGACUUGAAAGACAUCACAUGUGAUGUGCACUACGAAAACUACAGGGCACAGUGUAUACAGCAAAUGACAAGCAAUCUGACCCAGGAUAAUCGCGUGGAGAGCCCCAUCCCAAUAUUACCACUGUCCACCCCUGAUGUAGAAACAGAGAAGCUAAUAAAGAUGAAAGAUGACGAGUUGCGGAGAAUGCAGGAAAUGCUUCAGAAAAUGCAACAGCAGAUGCACGAACAGGACCUGUGAACGACGCCCCAUGAACAAAGAUUUAAACUUCUGCUUGUUGACAUUUUUACUCAAGUCAACAACACACUGAAAGAUAUGCAGUAUGGGAGCAAACAAGCAUAUUUGUAUGUUAGAACACGAUACACAGAUGUGAAAGGCAAGCAUGAGCUGUGCACUACGGUUUCAACAGGGUCUAGAUUUCUAAAACAGGUUCAGAGUUGAAAUAUUUUGUCAAACUAAAAAUCUGGUUUCAAUAGUUUUCACACUUUGUACAGAGUUUGUGGUCCUUUAUGAAUGUUUCCAUGGCAAUGGCUGCUUUAUACACAGUAGAUGUCAAAUGCUAGUCUUGUUCUUUAUUCUAGAGUUUUUGUUUACAAUUUUGUGUGAAUCAUUUGUAAUCCAUUUUUGUAUUUUUUAUAUAGCGCCUUUUUUAACCUUAGCGGUUACUUGAGCGCUUUACAAUGUCCCAUUCACAAACACUCACAUUCACACACCAAUGACAGCAGAGCUGCCAUGCAAGGUGCUAGCCUGCCCUUGGGAGCAACUUGGGGUUCAGUGUCGUGCCCAAGGACACUUCGGCAUGUGGAGUCAUGUGGGUCAAGAAUCGAACCGCCAACCCUGCGAUUAGUGGCCAACCCGCUCUACCACCUGAACCACAGCCACCCAGUUAAUGAGUGUGUGUGUGCAUCUGUGCUUAAAACAGAGUUUGGAGUGGAAAAGUAUAUAGGUGAUUUUAACUACUGUACACCAACACAGUAUUGUAGCAAAUCUAUACUAUGGAGCAUCUUAUAUACUGUCUUCACAAGAUGUAUUUAUUUUUAUUGUAUAAUUAAUUAAUAAAAAUAAUAGAUUUUGUAGUGUUUGAAGGCCUUAUAACCCUUCAGUUGCGAACUUAAAUUGUGGACGAUUACUGUAAUAACUCCAGUUUUAAAAUUACGGAGAACUGCUAAGAUAUUUCUCUUAAAGAGCCAUCCUUCAUUGCUUUCUUUAACAGAUCAUUUAUAGAUGCUUUAGUCAUAAUAUGCCACUUAUAAGAGGAUAAUGUCUGUCCUAAUAUAAUAAGCUAUUCGUGAUAUUUAGUGCUUAUAUUACUCACAAUCACAAAAGCAGAAAUCAGACCAUCUUUAUGAGUAGGGAGGCUCUUACAGAUUUUCUAUCACCUGUAUGUGUUGUUUUAGAUGCAUUUUGA